UACAGACUGCUCGGCGGCGAGCAGCACGCGCGCAACCCGGGGAUGCUGGAGCGGGCGCGAUGGCUCCCGCCAUGCAAUCUGCCGAGCUCCAGUUCGCCCAGCGGCUGGCCUCCAGCGAGAAGGGUGUCCGAGACCGCGCAGUGAGGAAGCUACGGCAGUAUCUCAGCGCGAGGACGCAGAGCGACUCAGGAGGUUUCAGUCAAGAAGAACUCCUAAAAAUAUGGAAAGGACUCUUCUACUGCAUGUGGGUACAGGACGAACCCCUUCUGCAGGAGGAGCUAGCGAACAUUAUUUCCCAACUCAUCCAUGUUGUUAACAGCUCAGAGGCUCAACACCUGUUCAUUCAGACCUUCUGGCAAACCAUGAAUCGAGAGUGGCAAGGGAUAGAUAAGCUGCAUCUGGACAAGUACUGCACGCUGAUCCGCCUGGUCCUGAGGCAGUCCUUUGAAGUUCUCAAGCAGAGUGCCUGGGAAGAAAGCCAAGUCAAGCUUUUUCUGGACAUCCUGAUGAAGGAGAUCCUGAGUCCUGAGAGCCAGUCUCCCAAUGGAGUGAGGUCCCACUUGAUUGAUGUUUAUUUGGAUGAGCUUUCCACUGUGGGAGGGAAAGAGCUUUUGGCGGAUCAGAACCUCAAGUUAAUUGAUCCAUUCUGCAGAAUUGCUGCCAAGACCAAGGACCACACACUGGUACAGACUAUAGCUAGGGGUGUUUUUGAAGCCAUUGUAGAUCAGUCUGCUUUUGUACCUGAAGAGACUGUGGAGGAGCAGACCAAAGUGGGUGAAGGUGGUCGCUCUGCCCAAGAGAUCCCUGCAAACAAGCUGGCCUGUAGAAAAGCAGUCAGUGGAAAGAAGGCUGCACUGGGCAGAUGCCUCAGAGAUGGAGUUCUUGGCAGCAGAGAAAGAGACAGCUGUGCAGCCUUCAAGGAUUCAGGGUCACCUCUCCAGUUCGACUAUAAGGCUGUUGCUGAUCGACUCUUGGAGAUAGUCAACUCGAAGAGCACUCCUCCUUUCAACCGGAAGCGGCUCUGCAGGCUGAUCAGAAAGUUCCAGGAUCUCUCUGAAGGCAAUAGCAUUCAGCCCAGUUUUGGUGAGGACAUUACUGCUGAUGAAAAUGGUCAAGCCCUCGUUCAAAAAAGGCACAAGAAAAAGAGAAAGAAGCUUUUAGAAAGAGCUGCCUUGGACAGGGAAAAAGGAAACACAGUCUCUCCUGAUGGUGAGGAGGACAUUGGAGGCAACGUUCACAAGAGAAAAAGGAGAAAGAAGAAGAGGAACCACUUCCAGGCUGAGACUCAGGGCCUGGAUGCUGUUGCCAUGCCCCCGGCACAGGGUGCUGACAGUGAACCUGAAGUAGAGGCUGCCGUGUCUACCAUCAAGGAGAACAGCUCUGAGCCAACACCCAUCUUACCCACACACAACAAAAGGAAACGGCUGAGGAAAAAGAACCUGAGGAUCCACAGAGAGAUCUGGAAAUCCACCGCUUUACCUCAGGAGAAUGUGUCAGAGAACCAUCCUGUCAUUGGGCAUCCUCAGAGCUCUGCUGCCCAAGUGUCUUCCUCAGAAGGUGUCCAAGCCCAGAAGAGGAAACGGAAACUUGGAGCUCUCCCUGUCAACAAUGGUGGCUUGACUGUGCAGAAGGCAGGCACCCCAACAAGCCCAGGGGAAGAGAAAGAUGGCCAGUCCACCCUGCCCCAGGGCAAGAGGCCACAAAAGAAGACAGUGUCCUGCAGUCUUAACCUCUAUGAUCUGUCUAGUCAAAAAACAGCAAUCUUAAAAAAGAGGAAAAAAAUGAAGCGGAUGUCAGACUUAGUAGAACACAACGGAGUGUUGGAGUCCAGCGCCAGGCAAAUCCAAGCUCUGGGAAGCAACAGAACUUUGAAAAAGCCAGUGACAACAGAAGAUGACUUUGUGAAGUUUGACACCCACUUCUUACCAAAGCCCCUGUUCUUCAGGAAAGCAAAGAGCAGCUCUACCAUCUGUCCCCGAGGUCCUGCUGUCCAGCUGAAUAAAACACCCUCCAGCUCCAAGAAAGUCACCUUUGGAUUGAACAGAAACAUGACCGCAGAAUUUAAGAAGACAGACAAGAGUAUCCUGGUCAGCCCCACAGGCCUCUCCAGAGUGGCCUUUAACCCUGAACAGAGGCCACUCCAUGGAGUGCUGAAGACCCCAACCAGCUCCCCGGCCAGCACUCCUCAAUCAGCCAUGAAGCUACCAGCCACCACUCCAAAGAGAAGGCCAAGGGCUGCGGACUUCUUCUGAGAGCCAGAGUCCCUUUUUAAAGACUGCUUUUAUACUGGAUAUUCUAUAAAUUAUAACUUUUAAA
This is a messenger RNA of Phodopus roborovskii (desert hamster), 2316 nucleotides long. It is a transcript of the gene Rrp1b, whose product is annotated as ribosomal RNA processing 1B. The record is from RefSeq and is a predicted model, not a curated record. Bases 60 to 2252 code for a protein of 730 amino acids. Gene Ontology annotation, cellular component: preribosome, small subunit precursor; nucleus; preribosome, large subunit precursor. NCBI's taxonomy places the organism in Eukaryota, Metazoa, Chordata, Mammalia, Rodentia, Cricetidae. Gene Ontology annotation, biological process: rRNA processing. The transcript has 16 exons.